Homalodisca vitripennis (glassy-winged sharpshooter) is the source of this 2563-nucleotide messenger RNA. RefSeq lists its product as uncharacterized. NCBI's taxonomy places the organism in Eukaryota, Metazoa, Arthropoda, Insecta, Hemiptera, Cicadellidae. Bases 26 to 1093 code for a protein of 355 amino acids. The record is from RefSeq and is a predicted model, not a curated record. The transcript has 5 exons.
GGAAGCGGGUUCAGAUGCAGCGUUGAUGUCAGUGGAAGAGGCGGCGGAGGCGGCAGUGGAGCAGGAGCUUGUAGAGCCAGAGCCAGUAGUAGAGGCUGCGCCGCGCGACUCGACGCCCAGUCCAUCCAUGAAGUCAGGCAGUGUCGGCAGCAAGGGCAGCAGCUCCUUGAGACCGGACAUGAAGGCGUCCAGCAGCGACUUGCGUCAGCCCAGUGACCAGGACGAUACCGACUCGGAGCUCUCGGACUCGGAGAACUUCCUGACCAAGGGCUGCUUCCUGCUGACCCCCAGUAACGAGCUGAACAUGGAUAAGGCGUCCGCCAUCUGUGAGAAGAUGAACUUCCGCGGUCCCUACUCCCUCACCAAGACCGCUACCGGGAUACUCUUCAAGUUCGCAGAGAUGGAUGAUUACCACGCAACCUUCAAAAAGGGAUUUCACAAAGUGACUGGUGCCAGGUUUUACAAGAAGAUUCCUAUUCCGUGCAGACCACAGAAGACUUUCGUAGUAUUCGUGUUGGAAGUGCCAGAUGAGGUGCCCGAGGAGGACAUCAGACAUGCCCUGUACAAGUAUACUUCUGUAGUGGAGGUAUGUCGCCUGCAGGGGGCAGGGGGAGUUAUGGCCAGUGCCAGCGCCACAUCACUAUCAUCCGCAGGAGGCCAACAGACUUCAGGGAGUACGAGAGCGCUAGACAAGAUGCCACGGGGGGAGAGCGCCUCUACGUCGGGAAACACCUCAGGGUCGGAGGCGGGUCCUAUCCUCACAGGACUGCCACCCCCCAUCGUUCGCAUCACCCUCGCCAAUCUGGAUGAGUGUAACUUGCUCCUGCAGAACGGUCUCGACUUUUAUGGUGCCACGUUUUUCCCUACUGAGCCUGCCGCUACUAGCGGCCUCUACCGGACUUCGGGUGGCAGAAAAUCUGCUGCUGGCAAUGUAUUGAAUCCUGCCUACUGGUAUACCAACAAUCGGCGCUAUAGCCGCUUCCUGGACCUACCCUCUUCAGGAGGAAGAGUGAGAGACUUGCUGCCAGUUUUCGACUCCACGGCCUUCGCCAAGAUCCCACCCCCUGCCAGCAAGGUGGUUAAGCCCAAGUAAUGCCCACCAGUGAUAGCGUGCCAAUAACAAGUGUGACUGUAGCGCUCAUAGUUGAUAUGUCUAUUACAACAAUACAAUCUGGAUCUAGGUUCAAAAUUCAACCUUCAUUCCAUCUAUACCAUAAAGUUUAUUGAAGACUUACUACAGUUUUUAAAGUAUGAAUAAACGUAAAGCACUUUUUAGUCUCAUAAAUAUAAAUCAUUCUAUGUUCAAGAAUACAUUCUAUUUCUAUUUAAUUUUUUUAUUCUAACAGCUUCGUUUUGCACUUAGGUCCACGUUAUUACGUCCAAUCAUACAAUUAAAUUAAAAUAUACAUGCUACAAAAAUGUAUAUGUAUUGUAAUUAUCAUGAUCGGUAAAAAAACAAUUUUAUAUGUUUCUUAAUAUGUUACUGUAAGUAAAUAUAUAUUUUUAAAUAAACAUUUUCUAACAUUUUUUAUCCGUGAAGAUUUCAUGAAGUUUUCAACCAUUAACAACAUUUUUGCCAUUGUAUUGCUUUUUAGGUUUUUAAAGUUGACAUUACAACAAUCGUAGAAUUUUGACAUUAAUUAUGUUUUUUUUUUAUCAAAUCACUCUUUCUUACUUUUACUUCCGAAAACAUUCUUGGUUUGUUAUAAUGGGAUUUUAGUAGCCCUAAAAUUAUUUGUACCACAUUGAUUUCUACUUCAAUUCCAUUGAAACCAAAUGAUAAAAUAACGAUUUCAACAUAUUUAAAAUUAUUACCAAAAUGAAUACUUGAUUAUGAAAUGUUUCCCAAAAUUAGUUUUAUCUACAUUACUACCGAUAUGUUCAUGCUGGACUUUGUUGUUGUGUCAUUCGUAACUAAUUCAUAAUGCACAUGUGAAAGACUUCUAGAAUAAUAAACUACUAUACUAUGAUAUGUUGAUCAGUUAUUUAAAAUGAAUUAUUCUGAAUAGUUUUUUCAGCAUUGCAUAAGUAAUAGAAUUAAAAAUUUAACUACCACUGAAAUAAAAAUAUAAAGACUGAUACUUACACAUAAUCGACUGUUUCUUUAAUAUUUUGUCAUGACGAAUUGCAUAACAAUAAUACAAUACCUACCUAAUACGACAAAUUAAAUUUAAUGCUGAUUAAUAAUAAGGGCUUUUUAUCAAAUUAACGUAUCGUAGUGCUAUAUAUAUGUUAUAAGAAUAGUAUAUAAUUUACCGUUGCUUUUGAUAAGAUACUGUCUAAAUUGUAUGUAAUAAGUUUACUAUUUAACUCAAAUUUAUUUACAAGUGAGGAAACUCUUACAAGAGUCUAUUCCACAGGUAGAUUUAAGAUGCAAACAUUGUAACUCAAGUUCCUAAUACCGUUUUACAUCAGUUCCUACAAUUAAACAUUACGAUCUUAUAUGGAUUCAACGUGCUUGUCAGCAUAUGAAUUUUGCACUUUCAGUGAAUACGUAGGUGAUAUUGGUUUUGUAAAAAGAUUGUGAUUUAAUGAAAAACUAGUAAAUCUUAAUAUAAAUAAA